Molecule: messenger RNA, 3781 nt
Organism: Osmerus eperlanus (European smelt)
Lineage: Eukaryota; Metazoa; Chordata; Actinopteri; Osmeriformes; Osmeridae
Gene: pcmtd2a
Product: protein-L-isoaspartate (D-aspartate) O-methyltransferase domain containing 2a
Exons: 6
Coding region: 1295-2449 (384 amino acids)
Biological process (GO): protein modification process
Cellular component (GO): cytoplasm
Molecular function (GO): protein-L-isoaspartate (D-aspartate) O-methyltransferase activity
Source: RefSeq, a predicted model, not a curated record
UGCCAAUCUGAGCUCGUAUGGCUUUGCGUUGCGGGUUCUGUAUUUCAGUGUUUAGUUCAAAACAGUUGUAAUUACAGCUUAAAAGUUAAACUUUCAGUUUCGUCUAGUAUCAUUAGAAUGAAUGUAUUCUGUAUUUGACCGAUUACCGCUGUGAACAUCGGAACAAUCCGAUGAGAGUUAUGCGUUGAGCGGCGGUGCAACUCCACCUCAGCGCACAUUUUGCUGUGUUUGUGUGCAUGACGUCAAACUGUCAGCUGGUCAAUGUUUACAUCCAGAAUUUAGGUGACAUGUAUUGAGUGCUUCUGGGGCAAUACUUCGCACGACUGGUACUUUUAACAUCUUUUUACGAACUAGACAUUUGGAGAAACGUCGAUAAAACACUCCGUGUACGGUAGGCCUACAAGCAACAUUGUGAUUUCUUUGUCUGGUGCGGCUUGACCACAUUUGCCCUUCCUCGUUGUGCACUGCGUUCUUUGCACUCGACAAAUCAUCAAAGACAAAGGUGAUCGUAGCCUAUUUGCUCGUCUCAUAUUGCUAUGGCGGAUUGUAAUUUUGUCACGUUAGCAAGAAUAGGAAACUAUUGUCUUCAUUGUUACAAAGAACGCUUGCUAAAGCUAGUUUGGCAGUGCAAUAUACUGCAUAAAGCAGCGGCAGUUUUGUAAACACUGGACAUUUUUGGCCUUUACCACACAAAACGCUUUGUAACUCAGUGGCGCAGCUGUAUUUUAUGUGUGCGUUGAUUGGUGGGAAUAUGCCUCUGCAGUUACCAAGGAAUUGUCAUUGGGGGAACUUAUAAGCAGCUGCAGUGCCCCCGCUCGGUUACUCAUGCAUUAUUAGAACGCUGCAUAAAAGACGAGAGUCUACUGUCACCGAUAAAUGUUUCAUUUGGUCAGAAUUGCUUUAGCCAUGAAAACACCAUUACAUAUUAACUCCCUGAAUAUUGGCCAAUACAUUCAAAGUGGGUCUUCCUCUAUCAACUGGCUCUAUUUACUUGCUCUCCAUAGGUAGGCCUACUGGUAUGUGCUUGUCAAACUCAAUAUGGCCUCGCGUGGUUAAAUUAGCCUAGUAAUUUACUAGACAAUCUUUGUCUAAGAAAACCUUUAUACAAGGUGUGUCUGAUGUCUUGCACCCUACUACAAGCAGAAGCCGUGUGUAACUCAUCAGCAAACUUCCACCCCCAUUACUCCAUUUUAGGGUGUGUGUCAGGGCUUAGGAAUACACACAUUUUGAGAACCCACGGAGACUUUGCACUUUCUCCAUUCUGAUGUGACAGCCUGUAGAGUGCAGUGCAAAGAUGGGAGGGGCAGUGAGUGCGGGGGAAGACAAUGAUGAGUUGAUUGACAACCUGAAGGAGGCUCAGUACAUCCGUUCAGAGUUGGUAGAGAGUGCAUUCAGGGCCAUUGAUCGAGCUGACUACUACCUAGAGGAGUUCAGGGACAGCGCCUAUAAAGACCUAGCCUGGCGACAUGGCAACAUUCACCUAUCCGCCCCAUGUAUCUACUCUGAGGUGAUGGAGGCCUUAGAUUUACAGCCUGGAUUGUCCUUCCUUAAUCUGGGCAGUGGCACAGGCUAUCUCAGCACAAUGGUGGGCCUUAUACUGGGUCCAUUUGGAGUAAACCAUGGGGUUGAGCUGCAUACAGAUGUCAUUGAGUAUGCAUAUCAGAAACUGGAGUUCUUCAUUAAGACAAGUGACAGCUUUGACAGGUUUGAGUUCUGCGAGCCAUGCUUUGUGGCAGGGAAUUGUUUGGAGAUUGCCCCUGAGAGCCGCCAGUAUGACAGGGUGUACUGUGGAGCCGGUGUCCAGAAGGAACAUGAGGACUACAUGAAAAAUCUUUUGAAAAUAGGUGGAAUCCUUGUCCUACCCCUUGAGGAGAAGUUGACCAAGAUCACACGGACAAGCUACAAUAGCUGGGAGACCAAGAAGAUCAUAGCAGUGUCUUUUGCCCCGCUGGUGCUGCCCAAACAUAGAGACAACAGUAAACCAAGAGCAGUGCCUUUACCCACCAUGUUUGAGGUGAGGAAUCUGCAGGACUUGGCUCGUAUCUCCAUCCGUCAUAACCUGAAGCAGACAGUGGUGGGUGUAGGGGCAGGGCCUCUGCCCAGGAGAAGGUUAACACGUGGUGGUGGGGAGAGGCUCAGAAGGAGGCGGGCUCAACAGCGUGGUUCCACCUUACUCUCCAACCGCUACGUCUUCAUGAGCCGCCUGAUCCCUGAGCCCAUGGAUGACAACAACAACUUCUCUGACAGCGAAGAGGAAGAGGAGGGAGAGAACUGCAGGGCCAUAGCAGAGCCCAAGGAAGAGGAGGAGCUUGAUCAAGACGAAGAAGAGAGAAGGGAGGAUGGGGCUCUCUUGAUUGAAGCUACAGUUAACCAGCUGAGAGAGAGGAUCUUGGGCCUGCCUCUCCCUGAGCCGCUAAAGAUGUAUCUGUUGCACUACAGAGAAAAGUAAUGCAGGGCUCGAAGGCUGUGCAUUGCUGUUCCCUUACUCGUUCCCGUGCCCCGUCUGGAUUUGUUGUGGGAAAUGCAGAUCAAAUAGACUAGUACUACUGAGUGGCUAUGAGUGUAAACCAUUUACCAGAGACAGUUCUCUUUCAAUUUGGAAGAUGAAAAAAGUGGGUUAGAAAAUUGGAGAGCACCUUGAACUAUCCCCAGCCCGACACCCCUUCCUUCUCCCUGAACACUGGAGUCCUCAUAUCAUGGCACCAGCCACGUACGCUUUCCAUUCCCCUUGUCGUCUGACACAAGAGAAACUGGUCUCAUCUAGUUCCUAUUUCUUUUUGUGUUUAGAGACUUUGAAUUUCUCCUAAAUGUUCAAUUGUGAUACCAUUUCACGUUAAAAUGGACAUAGUAUGAAUAUGGUUGAAUUUGACCUGUUUGAAUCCUGGAAAGUGUGUAUAUUGUCUUCAUGUUUAUAAUGUCUUUUUCCUUCUGUCUGUCCUAAAUGCUUAUCAAAGCGAUUUUGCUGAAGGGGCCAAUUCUAUACGAAAAGCACGCUACCAAAUAACCUUAAACACAAGGUUGCAGUAAAACAAUUUUGGCAUUGCCUGAGUAUCAUUUUUUUUUGCAUUGCCUUGACCCAUAGACUGUAGUCGUGCUAUUCAUGAAAACGAGGUUGGCGACAAAAAAAAAAAGUAUUUUUCUCUUGAAUGCUAAAAAGUUCAAGAUUGUAUUAUUUAGUACUUUCUUGCACUCCAUAGGUUUACUGUAUGUGAAUAUUUGAUCAAUACAUAGAUCAAUGCCCUGCACUUUUGUCAAACUUGUAUCCCUUUUGAAACUGCCACCAUUACACCCCCAACACCCUGUACCCAAGUGCUUGUAGUUUAUCUAAUGCAGGACAGAAUUAUUUGACCAUGUUGCAAAUGUGAGCUUGUCAGUUUGUAAGUGAUGUCAGUUUUUGAGAGCUUAAGGGAACAACAAAAUUCAACUUUUCCAACUCUCAAAAGUCUGGGGAUGGGCAUUAGAUGUGCUAAUGUGCACUCUUAUUAUGCAUAUAUCAUGCUGUCUUGUGGGAAUUGCUUCCUCCUCCAGCAAAAGUAGUUGUGCUGAUGAGCUUGUGUUUUUUGCAAGUGUAAAUGUCUAUGUGAGGGACUUGUUAUUGUCCUAUUGAUGUUGUAUUUUCUAAUGUCUGAUUCAUCGGUGCCAAAAAUCUCUAGCACUGGAUGUGUUCAAAUCUUUCUUCACUUGGUGUUAAGUUGUUGAUUAGUCCUGCAAAUGUAUGACGAUCAGUAUUGUGACUAUAAGACUUUACUUUGGGGGAAAAAAUAAAAAUGCCUUGAUUGCU